Juglans regia (Persian walnut) is the source of this 5898-nucleotide messenger RNA. RefSeq names its product ENHANCER OF AG-4 protein 2-like. Gene Ontology annotation, cellular component: nucleus. NCBI's taxonomy places the organism in Eukaryota, Viridiplantae, Streptophyta, Magnoliopsida, Fagales, Juglandaceae. The record is from RefSeq and is a predicted model, not a curated record. The transcript has 15 exons. Gene Ontology annotation, biological process: regulation of transcription by RNA polymerase II. Bases 304 to 4827 code for a protein of 1507 amino acids. Gene Ontology annotation, molecular function: double-stranded DNA binding; transcription coregulator activity.
CAACCCCAACCCCAACACCCUCCCUCACUAAAAAUCAUUACUCUCCCCAACCGCCUCAAUCUGUCUACGAUUCCACUGUCUCUGUCUCUCUGUAUCUAUCUCUACGAUUCAAAAAUUCUUCCGAUGCCCUAGACCUCCAGGGCCGGUGCCAGUUUCUUCUGGCGGCACCUCUGGUAGGCAAGACUCGUAGGUCUUCGGUUUAAGGAUUUCUCUCUAGUUUUUCUCUGAAAUAUUCUACAUAUUCGAUUCGAUCGUGAGGAGGAACUAUUGAAUUUAAGGUUUUUGGGGCUCUGGGCGAGUGCCAUGGCUCCGGUGCGUAGACGCGGAGUAAACAACAAAGCCAAGGACAAGAGUCAGAUGAGUCUGGGUGAUCUUGUCCUCGCUAAGGUCAAAGGCUUCCCCGCUUGGCCUGCCAAGAUUAGUAAGCCUGAAGACUGGAAGCAGUCACCUGACCCCAAGAAAUACUUUGUUGAAUUCUUUGGAACACAAGAAAUAGGUUUUGUUGCACCUGCGGAUAUUCAGACAUUCACUAAUGAGGUUAAGAGUAAAUUAUCUGCCCGGUGUCAGGGUAAAACUGUCAAGUGUUUUGCUCAAGCUGUGAAGGAAAUUUGUGUUGCAUUUGAUGAUUUGCAAAAGAAGAAAUCAUGUGGUCUUGGAGAUGAUACUGAUAGAUCAGAUGUUGGGUGUGAGGCUUCCUCUGUCAACGGUGUAGAGGAUGAUCAGGUAGAGGUUGACUUAAAGGUUGAGACUGGUAAGAUGACAUACAAAGUUGAAAUAUUGAAUGAGGCUGUAAGCGAUUCUGACUCAAAGUUAGAGUGCAGCUUACAGACACAAGGUGGAACUGAAAGUCCAGAAGUAAAGCCUCCUGUCUCCUGUCGUGCAAAUGAUAAUUCUUCCUCUCUGGUCAUUUCUCCUGAGAGCAGUAAUAGAGUAUCUGAUGGUGCAAAACUAAAGGAAGAGGUAUUACUGAAAUCCUGUCCAGAUAAGUCUUUAUAUCUUAAGAAAGAAGUGAAUGUUGGUAAAAAUGUAGAAGGUGAUGUUUCCUGCACCAAGAAACAGGGCGAGGGACAGAAGGUAUUGACAAAUGAUCACAAGUCGAAGAAGAUAGGUGGUUCAAAGAAGAGAGGUGAUAGUGCAAUGGUAAUACACAAAACUAGUACAUCUGCCAUAACGUUAUUGAAGGGUGAAAAUGAUGGUCAUUCUGUUGAUCCCCCUGAACCUCUUGAGCGAUUGAAAGAUGGAAUUAAGAGCAAAAUCAAUUCUGGUAGCAGCAUACGCCAGUUUUGUUCUAGCCCUCUUAAAGCGGAUUCUGGUAACAGUGCUAUAAAAAAAUCAAAAGAUUUGCCAAGAGUGAAAAAACGUGUCAAGGUUGCUGAUAAUAUGCGGGAUCCUGGUAUUGAUCCAAAUGAGGAGGCCGAGGAAAAAUCUUCUGGCGAGGAAAAGAAUGCCCAGAAUGGACAGGGAAAACCUGAUUGUGGUGCAAAUGAUGGUUCACAUUCUGUCAAAAAGUCAAACCAUGACGAUAUCGGUGAUAUUGCUGCCGAUGGAGCACAUACAAGAAGAAAAAAGAGCGCCUCUCCCAGCCCCAAUUUGGUUUACAAGAAGGCAUUGAAAAAGUCAGAGUUUAAAGGCUCAACAUCAUCUGUGAAACCUGAUGGUAAUCUGCCUUCAAGUGCCCAAGCUAGCAUUUUUGGACCUAAUGCUUCUGGGGAUGAGGCUGCUCUACCCGUGACAAAGCGUCGACGUCAAGCAAUGGAGGGUAUGCCCCACUCCGAUACUGCUCCCAUUGAUGAUAAAACAGAAAGAAGAUCUACUUCAUUGAGAAAUGAGCUGUCAUCUUCCAGUGAUGUUAAGGUUCCAGGAAACCGACUGAACAAAAAACGGAGAGCAGUUUGCCUUUUUGACGACGAUGAUGACGAUAAGCCAAAAACUCCAGUUCAUGAUGGAUCAGCCAGAAAUAUUACUUCGAAUGUUACAGAUGCUACUAAGAGCAGUGAUGCACGUAAUGAUUCUUCCAAUAUCGCUGAGCAAGUUGGAGUUUCUGUUGCAUUUGAGGAUGGCCAUUCAAAGGAAUCUUCCUCUGAAUUACAUGAGUCUCUGUCACCAGGCAAAUGUCAAACUGAUGUGAAGAGAGAUGAAAAGGAAUUUGUUGCUCAUGUUUCUCGUAGCUCUGAGCAGUUGUCAUCCAAGGAGCAGUCAUUGUUGAAGGUGGCAAAAUUAGUGUUGAUUUCCCCAAAAAAGUCUCCUCAGUCUGGUCCUACUACCAAACCACUGGCAGAACAGCAUAAAGAGGCCAAAGCAUCAAUUAAAGUUUCUGGUACUGGUUCUCAGAAGAAGAUUCAUGCUGGGUCUGCUAAGGGUUUGGGUGUUGUUUCUAACAGCAUGAAUUCUUCUCAGAAUCAAGAAACAAUUCAAAGAACCAGGCCUUCUCCAGGAGGAAGAUCUAAAAACACUCCUAAAUCAAUCUCAAGGAUUGGUGAAUCCACUGUUUUGACUGGGAAAUUAGUGGAGUAUAAUUCUUUGCCCAGUGAAAGAGGGGAAUCUGGUAGGGAAGAUAAAAAUGGUUCCCUGGUUGAUUCUAAGACUCCAGAAUCUGUUACGUCCAUGAAGCAUCUUAUCGCUGCAGCACAGGCAAAAAGGAGACAGGCUCACUCUCAGAAUUUCUCACUUGGAAUCUUUACUUCUUUUGUGUCUUCCUCUGAUGUCCAGGAAAAGAGCCCCAGUCCACCUACAGUGCAGUCUCUUAUGACUGCUACUAGCAAUAUGCUGCAGGCGGAUUUGCAAGGAUUACAUAGUCACACAAUUUUGGCUUCUCCAUCCAAUCAUGGUCAUCAAUCUGCAUCGCGAAACCAACUUGAUAUUGAAGACAUUGAGGAGAGAAGAGUUAGUUCAGGCCCCACGACUGCUGGAGGCUCUCUGAGUUGUGGUACUGAUGCAGCUGUGGCUCGUGAUGCUUUUGAAGGAAUGAUAGAGACUUUGUCAAGGACUAAAGAAAGUAUUGGACGUGCAACUCGCCUUGCUAUUGAUUGUGCAAAGUAUGGAAUUGCUACUGAGGUAGUGGAACUUCUCAUACGAAAGCUGGAAACUGAGGCUAGUUUUCAUCGUAAGGUCGACCUGUUUUUUCUUGUAGAUUCCAUUACCCAAUGCUCGCAUAGUCAGAAAGGUGUUGCUGGAGCUUCAUACAUUCCUGUGGUUCAAGCAGCAUUGCCACGUCUUCUUGGCUCUGCUGCUCCACCUGGAGCUGGUGCUCGUGAAAAUCGUCGUCAGUGUCUUAAGGUUUUGCGGUUGUGGCUUGAGAGGAAAAUCUUACCUGAAUCUAUUCUUCGGCCUUACAUGGAUGACAUUGGCGUUUCAAAUGAUGAUGCAGUCAGUGGUCUUUCUCUGAGACGUCCUUCACGAGCAGAACGAGCUGUAGAUGAUCCAUUAAGAGAAAUGGAAGGCAUGCUUGUUGAUGAAUAUGGGAGUAAUGCUACAUUUCAGCUGCCCGGUUUUUUAUCUUCCCAUGUAUUUGAAGACGAGGAAGAAGAUUUUCCAGGCAGUUCAUUCAGGGAAGCUGGUGAUGCACCAGCAGUGGAUACAACCCAUGCAUGUGAAGAGUCAGAAACUCAUAUAGUUCCACCAAAUGACAGGCGCCAUUGCAUCUUGGAGGAUGUGGAUGUUGAGCUCGAAAUGGAAGAUGUUUCAGGACACUUGAAGGAUGAAAGACCCUCAUUCACAAAUCGUUCUUUUGAAACUGAUUCACAACAACAGAGCUUGGAUAAGGCCUCUGAAUUUACUCCCAAAAAUUCCACCAAGUUGCCUCCACUGCCAGAAGGUUCUCCACCUUUGCCUCUUGAUUCUCCACCGCCACCACCACCUUUACCUUCUUCACCACCACCACCACCACCACCCCUAUCAUCUCCAUCUCCACCACCUCCACCACCUCCCAUAUCACAGCCACCACCUCCACCACCUCCCCUUUCACAGCCACCGCCUCUACUGCCUCCCCUAUCACAGCUACCACCUCCUCCUUUAUCCCAUUCUGGUGCUUCACCUUUGUUGAUUGCUCAAGCUUUACCAAGUCAGCCUUCAUUAGUCUCCCAACCAUUUUUACCACAUCACUCAUCAGUACAGUCUUCGCCACAGUUGCCAUAUCAACCACCUGUACCACAUGAAUAUUGUAGCACUGCUAGUGGCAACCAACUUGUCCAAAUGGCUAGUCAUGGGGGUCAUAUUGAUAAUGCGCAGAAAAGUGAAAUGUUUCAACAACAGUCACUGUGUUUUGCUUCAACAGGAGUUUCCAAUUCUCGAGAGCCAUCUGGGUUUAAUUCUUCAAGGCAAUUAGAAUAUGGACACAAUGAGAUGUAUUUAAACCCACAAAUUUCUCAACCCAAUCAACAAUUUCAACAAGGUGAAACCUCUUUUACACAAAGACCUUUACACCCUGCUCCACCUCACAACCCAUCCAGUCAUUUCUCUUAUGCAAAACAGACAAUUCAGCAACAUGCUCAGCAUCCAUAUCACCAUCCAAAUUCUUUACCGUCCCUUCCAGAUGGCCAGAGGCAACUUGUUGCUGAUGAACAAUGGAGGAUGCCCUCGGGGGAAUUUAAAACAGAACAUCAGCAUGGUGGGUGGAUGAAUGGAGAGAGAGCUCAUUUGGGACUGACGUUUGCCCAGGAAGGUUAUUUUCGGCCACACCUUGAGAGGCCAUUGGCAAAUAAUAUUGGUUUUCAGCGGCCAGCCCCUAAUAAUCUACCAACUGGAGCUCCAACAUCAGGUCAGGCUGUGUCCCAGAUGUUUCCUUGUAGACCAGACAAUUCUUCUCUUAACUGUUGGAGGCCAGCUUGAUAGUCUCAAGUGAGAACACCUAUUGGUUUUCAGUACUUUGCAGCUGAUUUAAUUUAGAAGGAAAUGCCUUACCAUUCUCCAAAUGAAGUGGAAGGUCACAUGGGAAUCCUUGUCAGCAUAUUUUAAAUAAUUGGACGGCCAUUUGAUCAAAUAUUCCCAAAAUUUCCGUUUGCUUCAUUAAGCAAACAUUUAGGACUGCUACAGCCACAAAACAAUUCCACAAAAGUGAUCAAUUUGUCUUACCUACUUUGGUUGCACCAAGUAGCAAAUGCUAAUUACGUAUUGCCUCAGAGUAGGAUUGAAUUUCAGGGCAAUCCAUCUACACUUGAAGGCAGUGUUAAGAACUAGUGGAGGCUCUGGGCAGGACUCUCUAUAUUUUAAUUUUUCCGGACAGGUGUAUCCCGAGAACAUUUUCUGCCUAGUGUAGGCCCAUGUCUCUGACUUGGUUAUGGAAAAACAUUAAAACCAAAAUGUCCACCAUUUUUGAGGUUAUCAAUCUGGUCAUCAAUCCACUAAUAUGGUUUCAUACAUUGUGGCAGAUAUAACUACAAGAUUUUGAGGUGCACUUGCGAGAAACUUCUUGCCGAGGGCCUGUGCACCCCUGGGAUUAGUCGGGAUGCUGUUCACCCGGUUCCAAUAAAAAAAAAAAAAUAUCAUGUGAGCAAGAUCCUUGCCUCUGAAAACAAAGAUAGAGGUAGGAUUUGAGGCAUUUAUGUAUUAAAGUCAUAUAAUUUCAUCUCAAUAUAUCAUUUGAUGCUCUCUUUACUCAGAAAAUGCCCGUUUUGAAGGGAGCAUCGUUUUGGGUUAAAUUGCUCGGUGAUCCUAACGCUGGUGAUUUAUUUAUGAUACAUUUAGGAUACACCCAAUUCUGUCAAAACUCCCGUGAAAAGAUCUGAUAUUGAAUUUUGAGUCAUUCAUUUAGGAUACACCCAAAAGAGUUGGUAUACAUUUUUAUUGUUAUAUUCUAUUUUCCAUAAGUUGAAUACACUCAAGGAAGAUGUGGAGGCUACUGCCGAAUGGGGUACUGUUACUAAGGUUAAAGAGUCAUAUUUCACCAGAGUUUAUCAUCUU